Chiroxiphia lanceolata (lance-tailed manakin) is the source of this 1741-nucleotide messenger RNA. RefSeq names its product H6 family homeobox 3 (gene HMX3). Gene Ontology annotation, cellular component: nucleus. The record is from RefSeq and is a predicted model, not a curated record. Gene Ontology annotation, molecular function: RNA polymerase II transcription regulatory region sequence-specific DNA binding; DNA-binding transcription factor activity, RNA polymerase II-specific. Gene Ontology annotation, biological process: regulation of transcription by RNA polymerase II. NCBI's taxonomy places the organism in Eukaryota, Metazoa, Chordata, Aves, Passeriformes, Pipridae.
CCGGCCCGGCCCCGCUCGCCGCCUCAUUGGACUCUGUAUCGCCGGGGACGGGCGGGCGGUCGCCGCCUCCGGGCACGGCGGCGCGUCGGGGCGGGGGGGGGGCCGGGGGCCGCGGCGGCUGCGGGGCAGGGGCUGCGCGGAGCCCUCUCCUCCCGCCGCCAUCCCGCCUGAUCCCAUUCGCCUUUGUGCGCGCCCAAUCGCCGCGUGCUCCCCGCGCGGAGCGGGGAUGACAUUUUGAUUUCAUCAUUAGCAUCCGGCGCCAAGGUUGACGCAGCAGCGGCGGCGGCGGCGGCGGGAGGCGGCGGGCGGCAGCGACGACCCCGGCUCUCCGCCUGCCCGCAGCAGCCCCCCGGUGCCGCGGGCUGCGCGGGUCCCCCCGGCCCCCCGUCCUGCCGCCCCCCCAUGCGAGGGGCCCCCGGCCGGCCCCCCGCCGCGCUCCCACGCCGCCCCUCCGCUCCUGUCCCCCGCGCCGCCGGGAGCCGCCACCUGCGCGCCGGCUGCGGGGCCAGCGGCGGGCAGGAGCCGGGCGGGCACCGGAGGAUGCCGGAGACCGGGCAUGAGCCACCCAGCUCCCCGCCGCCUCCCCCCAAGGAGUCCUUCUACAUCAAGAACCUGCUCAACGGCGGCCCCCCCAAGGCGCCCCCCAAGCAGCCGCGGGCGCUGUUCGCCCCUUCGGGCAAGGCGGCGGUGGACGGCGCCGGCUUCGCCCUCUCGCAGGUGGGAGACCUCGCCUUCCCCCGCUUCGAGAUCCCGGCGCCGCGCUUCGCCCUGAGCGCGCACUGCCUGGAGCGCGCCCAGACCUGGUGGUACCCGUACGCCCUGACGCCGGCCGGAGCUCACCUGCCCCGCACCGAAGCCGCAGAGAAAUCCCUGCUGAGGGACUCGUCCCCCGCCUCGGGCACCGACCGGGACUCCCCGGAGCCGCUGCUGAAGGCGGAGGGGGAGCAGAAGGAGCUGGACUCCAAGAGCCCCGACGAGAUCGUCCUGGAGGAGAGCGACUCCGAGGAGGCGAAGAAGGAGGGAGGCGCGGAGGACUGGAAGAAGCGGGAGGAGAGCCCGGAGAAGAAGCCGUGCCGCAAGAAGAAGACGCGCACGGUGUUCAGCCGCAGCCAGGUCUUCCAGCUGGAGUCCACCUUCGACAUGAAGCGCUACCUGAGCAGCUCGGAACGGGCCGGCCUGGCCGCCUCCCUCCACCUGACAGAGACCCAGGUGAAGAUCUGGUUCCAGAACCGCCGCAACAAGUGGAAGCGGCAGCUGGCGGCCGAGCUGGAGGCGGCCAACCAGCACGCGGCCGCGCAGCGCAUCGUCCGCGUCCCCAUCCUGUACCACGAGAACUCGGGCGCGGAGGGGGCGCGGGGGGCGGGCGGAGCCCCCGGCACCCAGCCCCUGCUCACCUUCCCUCACCCCGUCUACUAUUCCCACCCCGUGGUCACCUCCGUGCCGCUCCUGCGGCCCGUCCUGAGCCCGCCCGCCGCUGCGCGGAGGGGCGCGGAGAGGCGCGCAAGGCACCCGCCGCUUGUAAGUACUCCAGCCCCUCGUGCGACCCACCCGGGCGGCGUCUGCGGAGCACGGGUUUUGGGUGGAGAGAGGUGCGGGGGGUGGGGGGUACCCCUCGGUGUGUGGCGUUAGGAGGAAAGUCGCAAAAAUCUAGGGAAAAAAAAAAAAAAAAAAAGAAAAAGUGGGGGGGGGAGGGAAAGGAAAACGAGGAAAAUGAAAGCGGGAACUUGUAGAGAACCCUGGA